Molecule: messenger RNA, 258 nt
Organism: Prunus armeniaca (apricot)
Lineage: Eukaryota; Viridiplantae; Streptophyta; Magnoliopsida; Rosales; Rosaceae
Source: the annotation of a GenBank genome assembly
AUGAAGGAAAAGUCUGUGAGUUAUAGGAAGUUCACUACUGUUAUUACUCACAUGGAUAGCAGAUGGCCUAAAAGAAGACUAGAGUUUGCAGCGGAAGUGAUUGUGAACGCAUUGCAAGAAAAGAAAGAGAUAGUUCUUCAGUCCCUUUCAUCAGCAGCUCUAGUUCCUGGAGUUGAUGUUAGCAAUGAUGUGCUUUAUCUGUAUGAGCAUGUGCUGCUAGGAUACCCAGAAUCAGAGUUGGUGGAGUUGGCUACUUAA